AUGAACAAGAUCAUCGUCUAUGAGCACAUUAACUUUGGGGGACUCAGCAAAGAGUACACCACCGACGUUGCUAAUUUGAAAACUGAGAAUUUUAAUGACACUAUCUCCUCCUUAAAGGUGAUCGGAAAUCCAUGGGUCACGUACAACGAUAUCAACUUUGGCAAGUUGCUGGAAGUCUAUGAGGAAGGAGAAUACACCAGCAUAAAAGAGAAUGAUAAGAUUUCUUCUCUGCAGCUGAUGACAGAGGACCUCUCAAAUCCUCAGAUCACACUGUACGAACAUGCAGACUACAAGGGCAGAAGCAUUGUCCUCACCACUGAGACCAAACUGUCUUACGGCAAUUUCAACGACAUUGCGUCUUCUCACAAGGUGCAGAAAGGAGUCUGGGUCCUCUACCAACAUGUGGAUCGACGUGGGGAUAAGAUGCUGGCCAGAGCUGGUCAUGAUGUGCCUGGCUAUAAGACAUUAAAUGACCGAAUCAGCCAAGUACGCCCUCUUAAGGCUGGGAGACCCUUUGUCACAGCAGAGCUUAUGUGGGAACAAAGACAAGAACAGGAACGAUCCAUCACUAUCGACUCUAUAUGUGGAGUGAAUUAUGGAACGACUGAACAAACCUUCACCACUGAGCUGAGUCGAGAGUAUGAGGGCUCCAGUACUGAGAGCUUCAACUUCAGCCAUUCUACACAGGUCAGCGUGGGAGUGACAUUUACCCUGGACUUGCUUUUGUUAAAUACGAAUCUAAACUUGUCUGUAAAUAAAACUUUCACUAUAGAGAAGGGCAAAAGUGUCACCAGAACAGAGAGGAAAAGCAUCAAGGUGUCUCUGCCAGCGAUCAUCCGUCCCAAAACCAAACUGACUGUGAACGUAGUGAGGAAGGAGUUGGACGUGAUUGUCCCAGUCAAGCUGACCAUUUACACUGGUUUUCAAACUGUGGUUGAAUAUGGAGAGUAUAGGUGCCAGUGGGGGAAUUCAAUCAACUCUGAAUACAAAGAGGAGCAAAUUCAGUGA
Messenger RNA from Trichomycterus rosablanca, 1008 nucleotides. Its product is annotated as epidermal differentiation-specific protein-like. The record is from RefSeq and is a predicted model, not a curated record. Gene Ontology annotation, biological process: visual perception; lens development in camera-type eye. Lineage: Eukaryota; Metazoa; Chordata; Actinopteri; Siluriformes; Trichomycteridae. The transcript has a single exon. Gene Ontology annotation, molecular function: structural constituent of eye lens. Bases 1 to 1008 code for a protein of 335 amino acids.